Molecule: messenger RNA, 330 nt
Organism: Aspergillus oryzae RIB40
Lineage: Eukaryota; Fungi; Ascomycota; Eurotiomycetes; Eurotiales; Aspergillaceae
Product: MoaD/ThiS family protein
Exons: 3
Coding region: 1-330 (109 amino acids)
Biological process (GO): Mo-molybdopterin cofactor biosynthetic process
Cellular component (GO): cytosol
Source: RefSeq, a predicted model, not a curated record
AUGGCUCAAGCUCCGACCGGGACUUUCCAGGUGCAUUACUUCGCCAGUGCAUCGAGCUAUACGAACCGACAAUCAGAGUCUCUGCCUGCACCACUGCCGUUGGCUAAAUUGUUUGACGUCUUGGAGUCCAAGUAUCCUGGGAUCGAAGCAAAGGUUUUGACGAGUUGUGGGGUUAGUGUUAAUGUGGAAUACGUGGAUGUGGAGGAGGAGAAACUGAAACUCCGCGAUAUGGAAGCUCAAGAUGGGCAAAGAAGCGACUUGGUGAUUAUCAAGGAGGGUGAUGAAGUGGCUAUCAUUCCCCCUGAUUACAUCCUUGGAUCAUAUUGUUAA